Molecule: messenger RNA, 4364 nt
Organism: Triticum urartu
Lineage: Eukaryota; Viridiplantae; Streptophyta; Magnoliopsida; Poales; Poaceae
Source: RefSeq, a predicted model, not a curated record
GGCCGGGCUGGAAAAUACUUGUUUCAAGGAAAAAAAUAAGUUGGCGACAUCCACGACUGCACGCCGACGGCGGGCGCGCCACCGCCGCUCGUCGGCGCGGCGCCCGUUCCCACCCGCGAACUCGUUCCGCACCACCGCAGCGCGUGCUUCUUCGGAUUCCCGGCCGUCGGCCUGGAGUUGCAGUUCUCGUCCCGCUUCCCGGCGUCGUCAGCCGACGGGCGCUUCCACGAUGGCGGGAUGCUCCUCCGGCCCCAGCCUCUGGCGAAAGGCGCGUCGGGGAGGGAGGCAGACGAGCGCGGGAGAGGGUAGGCUGCAAGGCAUCUUGCGAGGCAUUGGCCGGCGAAUGCGAUUUGCAAUGAGAUUGUGUCAGCGGCCUCCGUUCCUUCUUUGAGGGCACCUGCUGCAAAUACAACUACCAGCGCAGGUAGUGUGCUUAGAAACCUACUACAGAUGUACCGGUCGACCUCUGCUGGGCAGAGGAUACGGGGCGUGCACUCUGGCGCCGCUUCUCUUCGUAGCAACAUUUCUAGGAGUUAUCCAGAAAGAGUUAUACAAAACUUCAGAACGCAGCCCAUGUUACAUUCCAACACACCUGCUGCAAAUACAACUACUGGUGCAGGCAGUGUGCUUAGAAAUCUACAACAGAGGUACCGAUCAAGUUUUGUUGGUCAGAGGAUACGGGGCAUGCACUCCGACACCGCUUCUCUUCCUAAAGAGUUUUAUAGGGGUGAUACAGAAGGAGUCAUGCAGAACAUCAAAAGCCUAAGUCAAGCAGGAAUUUCAAAUGCAGCAAGGGAGGAAGGACGUGUGCUUGGUACAGCUAGUGCACCCUAUUGCAUGGUAGAGAAAGGCCUGCUUAAAAAGCAGCUUCUGCGUACCUCUGGAGGCAUUGUAGUUGCUGGCUUUGCAGUCUAUGCGAUUGGUAAACUGGAGGAAGCGGAGGUUGGCAAGUUUGAAGGUUUGAAAGAAGUGCCUAGGGAUUCGAGCACGAAACUCAGUGACGUAAAGGGGGUCGAUGAAGCCAAAGCUGAGCUCGAGGACAUAGUUCACUACCUACGAGAUCCAAAUCGUUUCAACCGCCUUGGUGGCAAGCUUCCAAAGGGUAUUUUGCUUGUGGGCCCACCUGGCACAGGGAAGACCAUGUUGGCAAGGGCCGUGGCUGGGGAAGCCGGCGUCCCUUUCUUCGCGUGCAGUGGCAGUGCUUUCGAGGAGACUUAUGUGGGUGUUGGCGCUAAGAGGGUGAGGGAGCUCUUCGCUGCAGCAAGGAAGCGAGCUCCUUGCAUAAUAUUCAUCGAUGAACUUGAUGCCGUUGGUGGGCGCAGAACUGCAGAAGAGCCAUCGUGGUCAAAGCAGACUCUGAACCAGCUGCUUGUUGAGAUGGAUGGCUUCAAGCAGAAUGAAGGGAUCAUCGUGGUCGCAGCAACCAACCUCGUUGAGUCGCUAGAUGACGCCCUUGUCAGGCCUGGGCGUUUCGACCGUCAAGUUCAUGUUCCGCUUCCAGAUGUUGUGGGUCGGCGGCAGAUCCUCGAGGCACACUUGUCAAAGGUGUUGAAAGCCAAGGGUUUGGAUUUGAUGACUAUCGCGAGGGGGACGCCUGGGUUCUCAGGUGCAGACCUCGCAAACCUAGUGAACGACGCGGCACUCAAGGCUUCCAGGGAGGGGGCGAAUGCUGUUGGGAUGGAUCACCUCGAGUACGCCAAGGACAGGAUCAUCAUGGGCAGCGAGCGCAAGUCAGUGGUGAUGUCUGAUCGUUCCAGGAAGAUGACGGCGUACCACGAGGGCGGGCAUGCCCUUGUUGCUAUCCUCACAGACGGCGCCAACCCCGUCCACAAGGCCACCAUUGUUCCCAGGGGAAACGCUCUUGGCAUGGUGACACAGUUUCCGGGGGAAGAUGGCGAGCUCGAACAGUCGAGGAAGCAGAUGCUGGCGGCGCUGGAUGUUCUCAUGGGUGGGCGGGUGGCCGAGGAGCUCAUGUUCGGAGAGGCAGGGGUCACCACCGGCCCCUCGUCUGAUCUCAGCCAGGCGACUCAGCUGGCGACGGACAUGGUCACCAAGUAUGGCAUGAGCAAGCGGGUCGGCCUUGUUUCCUAUGACGACGGUGGCCGCGCGGCGGCCAUGAGCGGGUCAAUGGCGGCCCUGGUCGAUGAGGAGGUCAAGGCAUUAUUGGACAAGGCUUACAGUAACGCGAGAACGAUUCUCACGGCCCACAGCAGGGAGCUCCAUGCGCUGGCCAACGCCCUCCUGAAGCACGAAACUCUCUCCGGUGACCAGAUCAGGAAGAUAGUAUCAGCAGGAAUUAAUUCUUUACUGAAUCCUGCGUGUGUGUGCAUGUGUGUAUUGCAGGCUGCAAGGCAUCUUGCAAGGUAUCGACCGGCAAAUGUAGUCUGCAAGGAGGUAGUUCCUUCUUUCAGGGCACCUGCUGCAAAUGCACCGUCCGGAGCAGGUACUCUGCUUAGAAAUCUACAGCAGAGGUACCGUUCAAGCUUUGCUGGUCAAAGGGCACGGGGCAUGCACUCUGGCGCCGCAUCUCUUUUUAAACAGAUUCAUAGCAGCGAUACAGAAAGAGCUAUGCAGAACUUCCGAAAGCUAAAUCGAGGAAUUUCAAGUGCGGCAAGGGUGGAAGGACGUGUUCUUGGAACAGCCAGUGCACCCUAUUACGUAAUAGAGAAAAGCCUACUUAAAAAACAGCUUCUGCGAACCGCCGGAGGCCUUGUAGUUACUGGCGUCGUAAUGUGGGCCUUUGAAAUGUUGGAGGACAUUGAUGUUCGUAAGUUUGAAGGUUUGAAAGAAGUGCCUAAGGAGUUGAACACCAAGUUAAGUGAUGUAAAGGGGGUCGAUGAGGCCAAAGCUGAGCUUGAGAACAUAGUUCACUACCUACGAAAUCCCAGCAGAUUCAACCGCCUUGGUGGCAAGCUUCCAAAGGGCAUUCUGCUUGUGGGCCCACCUGGCACAGGGAAGACCAUGUUGGCAAGGGCGGUGGCUGGGGAAGCCGGCGUCCCUUUCUUCGCGUGCAGUGGCAGUGCUUUCGAGGAGUCUUAUGUUGGUGUUGGUGCUAAGAGAGUGAGGGAGCUCUUCCGUGCAGCAAAGAAGCGAGCUCCUUGCAUAAUAUUCAUCGAUGAACUUGAUGCCGUUGGUGGGCGCAGAAACGCAGAAGAACCAUCGUGGGCAAAGCAGACUCUGAACCAGCUGCUUGUUGAGAUGGAUGGCUUCAAGCAGAAUGAAGGGAUCAUUGUGGUCGCAGCAACCAACUUCGCUGAGUCGCUAGAUGACGCCCUUGUCAGGCCUGGGCGUUUCGACCGUCAAGUUCAUGUUCCGCUUCCAGAUGUUGUGGGCCGAAAGCAGAUCCUCGAGGCUCACAUGUCAAAGGUGCAGAAAGGCAUUGGUGUGAAUGCGCUGACCAUCGCGAGGGGGACGCCUGGGUUCUCGGGUGCAGACCUUGCAAAUCUAGUGAAUGAAGCCGCUCUCAAGGCUUCCAGGGAUGGGGCAUAUGCUGUUAGGAUGGAUGACCUUGAGUACGCCAAGGACAAGAUCAUCAUGGGCACUGAGCGCAAGUCGGCGGCGAUAUCUGAUCAUUCCAAGAAGAUGACCGCGUACCAUGAGGGUGGGCACGCCCUCGUUGCUAUCCUCACGGACGGUGCUGACCCUGUGUACAAGGCAUCCAUUUUGCCCAGGGGAAAUGCUCUCGGCUUGGUGACGCAGAUUCCAGGGGAAGACAGCGAGCUCGAAGUAUCGAGGAAGCGAAUGCUGGCACGGCUGGAUGUCCUCAUGGGAGGGCGGGUGGCCGAGGAGCUUAUAUAUGGAGAAGCCGGGAUCACGACUGGUGCCUCAUCUGACCUAAACCAGGCGACCCAAUUGGCGAAAGACAUGGUCACCAAGUAUGGCAUGAGCAAGCGGGUCGGCCUCGUGACCUACAGCAACAACAACGCCGUUAGCGGCGGUGGCAAGACGAUGACCAUGAGCGGGCCGACGACGGCCCUGGUUGAUGAGGAGGUGAAGGCAUUGUUGGACAACGCUUACAACAACGCGAAAACGAUUCUCACGAAGCACCGCAAGGAGCACCAAGCGGUAGCGAACGCCCUCCUGGAGCAUGGGACUCUCACUGGUGACCAGAUCAAGAAACUGGUAUUGAAGCGAGGUUUUAUGUCUUGACAAUUGUCAUCAGGAUCGGGGAACACCUUCUUCGCCCUGGCAGUGGAGAUGCAUACAUGAAGAAGUGUUGAUUUUUUUCCUGAUACUUCUGUUGCGUGUACACGAAAUGUAAAGAGCGAUGCGCAGGGUCUGGAUUUCCACUGACUUGUGUUUCUCAGGUGUGAAGAGAAACUUGUGCAUAUUGUGUUCUGAAUCAGUGAAACUUGUGCUUUCGA